GAUCCGGGAGUGCAUAUAAAUAAAUGAAAAUGUUGAUCAAGAUGUGACCAGCACCGAGAACUUUAACGAUCGAGUUCUGUAACGACGGUCUGAGCUUCUUGGGUUGUUGCACUUGUGCAGUCUGAAGGUGUGCACUAGUGUCAUCCAUCCAUGGCCGACGACAUGGAGUCCGUCACUGCUUGCAAGAACUUCAAAUCUAAGAGUCUGCCGAUUGCAGCAGACCGUUGCAGAGACCUCAAGCUCGAAGGACGAACGACACUCUUUGUGUCUUCCCGAGGCACCUACAGGAGCAUCCCCUGCAGUAAACCAAGAUCCUUAUCGUCUUCUCAUUCUUCGUGCCUUCUCAUCGUCCCCGGCUUUUGCUCCUGAUGAGCUUAGAUCUACGAUGCAAGUCUUUUGCCCUGAGUCCGGACCACAGACUUCACAUCGUGCACAUUUGACUGAAUCAAGGGGCAGAUCGGGCAUCCAUCCAUCCAUCCAUCCAUCACACUCCUCCUUGUGCUGUGAGUGUGGUGCCCAGAGGAGAGAGGCAGCUGGGAGGAGGAUCAUUGUACGCCCCUGUUGUCGCAUGCAGUGCAGCGACAGGCAGCCAUGAGUCCCUUACGCCGUGGGUGAGACUUACGAUGUGACUGACAGGUUGAACGUAUCUUGGAAAACGAGGCCAUCUGCAGACCCUCAUGUCCGAAGGGGCGGGGCAUCGUGGCUUCAGCUGAGCCCUCGGCCCUGGAGGGCUGUCUGAUUGAUUGUGGAGGAAUCCGACGUAAGUUGACACGAUCAUGGCGUUGAUCGCGCCUGCCAAGACGCAGCCUGUUGACCUUUCCGAACGGCAAACCUGUUACAUCCUCGGCUGCACAGACCGCAUACCUCUCCCUCAAAGAUGGGGUCCAUGUGUCGGCUGUUGAGUGACCCCCUUUGCCUCGAGCGAAACUCCGGAAGUGGUCGAAUCAGUCUUCGCUGAACUGAAGCUGUCCAGUAUCAGAAGAUCGUGCUGCGCAUGAUCAUGCUGAUAGCACGAGGAUGUUUGAUUCUUUAGAAAGCGUUCUACAUUCACUUCCGAGCAGUAAUUACAUCGUCCUCAGUCAGAGGACGAGGACGGAACAGACUGCUGCGUUUGGAUCUCACAUGCACAUAUACUCUUCCCCACUGCAUCAACAAGCAACAGUUUCUGUCUUCCCAAUCGGUGUUACCUGAUUUCGUACUUGGCAAGGAGAGGGAGAGAGGGAGGGAGAUUCGUACCGGGACUUCUGCAAGCUUCUUCUGUUCAUUCGCUCCAGUCGUAGAGGUUGACAAGUUCAUUUCAGUCUACAUGCCACUUACACUUCCUCACUGCUCAGCUCAGCCCAGAAUGUUCAAUGGAGCAUCUCUGAUGGAACCCUGAGAAGGAGGAGACAAUCGAAAUAAGUUCAUGAAGCGAGGCACCGUGCCCAGAAAGGUGGGAAGAAUCAGUCAUGGAUGCUCUGAUCAUUUCCUAGGAAGUCCAGAAGUGCAUGCCUCUGUCGGUUGAGGGAGUGGACAUGACGACGCCUGAGGCGAGGGCUGUAACACUCAAUGUUCAGUGUGAAGGAGAUUCAGUCUAGCUAUUUAAGUUGUGAGGUAUUCGUUGGAAAAGGAGCUGGACGACGAUCGAAAGGAUGGAUGUCUUUCGAGAUGGAUUGCUUCGAAGAAAAAUUGUCCGAUCUGGACUGUUCGUCGCAGGCCGUGUGAGUGGAAGCUUGCACAAAUCUGCAAGACGUGAUAUCCCAGAAUGCCAGGGUUGAAAAUGCUCUCUGCAGAUCCUCUUCGUGAUAGAGACACAGAGGACCUCAUGUGCCAACAGAUCCAAUUCUAAAAGGAGCAGACCAUUUGAGGCAGACUACGAUCAAACUUCCGCAGACCAUCCGUUGGGGAGAUGGAGUAACAGAUAAGAACUGCACGAAUCGGUCUGCUCGGUUUUGCGGUGCACUUUUCUCGGUCUCGAACACGAGUUUCAGGCCGCAAAACAUCCGGCCAAAGCCAUGAAGCACCACGAGCACACCUUGAGGCUCAGCCGCACAGCAUGCCAGCUAUGGAUGCUCAUGACGACCAUAGCGAUCUUCUCGGCCACUCUGUACCUGAUGAACAUGCUGAGGGACAGUGAAAUUGCCAAUGGGUGUUUCUUGAGCCAGCUCCAGUCUUCUCCGCUGAAAAAAAUCUCCCCCAAGAACGAUGUCGUCCCUCAGCCGGCUAAGAACGAAACGCUCGAGAAGCCAAAGACAGUGGAGAUUCGCAAGCAAAACAUCAAAUUCAUGCCCCACGACAAAGCCUCCAUUCUGAGGCAGUACCUCGAGAACGGGAGCACACUGUGCCAUCAUGUUCCCACUGCAAGAGCCCAUGUCUUCGGACUUCCGCACCCGGCCAAGGGAGACAUCACCCUCACCACCGACGAGGAUCAUGACUUGCUCAUCGUCUCCUACGCUGAAAAUGGGCAACGACGAUGCAGCGGCGGUGACUUCUAUGAGACUGAUCUCACAGGCACCCAGUGGAAGGCUCGGCCACCGGUGCAGGAUCUAGGAGAUGGAACGUACCUCGUGAAGCUUCGUGUGGACAGUCGGUUCCCAGGUUCUUACCAGCUCAAGGUCAUCUUGCUGUUCGCCAAUUUGCAUGGGCUGGACCGGAGUCCGGACAAAUGGGCCAUGUACAACAUGACUCUCGAAGAACCGACGCUUCUCGUCACAGUCAAGUUUCUGAAUGAGCCCUCCCCAGUCAUGAGCACUGCAGCCGAGUUUCCACCCUGCUCGAAGAAAGACUUCGACCACACGUCGUGGCAAGGGAGGUGGACCAGGACGAAGAUGAACGAGACGUGCAAUCCUGACAACCAUGGGAGGUUCAAAUGUCUGCCUGCCAACGAGAGCUGCGACUCUCCCUGGUGCACUGGUCCCGUGGGGAGCCUGGAAAGCGAUGGCUGGGCCUACAGCACCCACUGCGCUUUCCGGAUCUUCACUCGGGACGAAGCAUGGAGCUGCCUCAAGGACAAAUGGCUCUUCUUCUGGGGCGACUCCAACCAUCAGGACACAGCUCGGAAUCUGCUCAAUUUUAUCCUGGGCUUCGAUCUGGCCUCUCUGCCCAGAACUUCCGACCAGAACUACACCAACCCAGAAAACCCCAGCGAGACCGUGAGGAUCAGCCUCGUCUUUAAUGGGCAUUAUGACGAUCGGUAUAACUACAAGGGCUUGCUGAGCCUGCAGAAUGCCACAUACCGAGAGAGGCUGAGGUCCAACUUCGACCAUCAUACUGAUUCUGAAGGAAAAAUACCAGAUGCCAUGAUUUUAAACUCUGGCCUUCAUGACGGCAUAUUCUGGUCGAACUUCACGCACUUCGUGGAGGCGGCUGAAAACGCGAGCUCGUUCUGGCACUCAACAUGGGCGGCUGCGGACAAGGAUGUGCACAAGCGGCCCAAGGUUGUGUACCGCACAACAGUCGCCCCCGCUGGAGCCCAUCGAAUCACUGCCAUCAACCCUCAGAAGGUGGAGCUCAUGAACACCGUGCUGGUGGACUCAUUCGUGUCCAAGUUCGGCCUCGAAAACUUGCAGAUCGUGGACGACUUCGAUAUGACCUUCCCUUGGCACUACGAUAAGUCUUACAGCGACGGUGAACACUACGGACGAGCUCCCAAUGCUCACUCCUGGAUCAAAGGAGGCCACCACUACUUCGUCGAUCUCAUGCUCGCCCACGUCCAUCUGAAUGCAAUCUGCCCUCUAUAGCUGUAUGCUCUUGACCACAGUUCACUCUAAUUCCAGCAGCCAUACCGAGCCAUGUCUUUCGAUACUCGGUGGCUCAAGAGUCGAGAAUUUAGUCCAAGAUUCAGUAGCAUCCUCGACAGAUUUCGGGACCCGUGAGAAGGUAAGCGGCGAUUCUAGCCGAGGCUUUCAUCACCCUUUUAUUGUCGUUGAUCUUUCGACUUUGAUGGUCCCAGCUUCCACACAUUAGCUGCCAUCAACUCACACCAAAUUUCAGAUUCCCUACCUCAGCCAGCUUACCUUAUUGGACAGCCUGCAAUUGUCUGGUCAAGGACACCGAGCUGGAUUAUGCAACGAAUAUCAAAGUAGAGAACAGAGUCACUCCAGGGCUCGCAUCUGCACUAUUACUCCACCGACAGAGAAAGAGAGUGCAGCACCGUGCUUAUGGUUAAGCUAUGUAUCUGCUUGUGAAUUUCUCAAAGGUAGAUACACAUUGGAAAUUUCUGUUAAGAAGACAACUGUAGAUACUGGUCGGAAACACUGCCGGGCAACAAUUUAAUAACAGAAGAUUAGUGCUUGGAAAGUCGACGUGCAGAUCGUUCACAUCUUGUUCUCAGCAAGGAGACGAGAGAUCAUGGUUGUAAAUAUUGUAUCAAUAUACCCAUGUGUCCCCAGAUGUGGAAUCACCUCCUGCAAAC
This is a messenger RNA of Marchantia polymorpha subsp. ruderalis, 4393 nucleotides long. The record is from the annotation of a GenBank genome assembly. Lineage: Eukaryota; Viridiplantae; Streptophyta; Marchantiopsida; Marchantiales; Marchantiaceae.